AUGAGUUGGAACGCUGGAGGCCUCGAUGAUGCCCAUUGGAACGACGGUGGUGGCAAUGACAUGACAUGGAAUCCUCCAGGGGACAAAAUCGAGUUCGAUACUGGAGAUUUCGGUGGAGGAAAAGAAUUUGGAGGCGGAGACGAUGCUUGUCGCAAUCUGGUCAUUUUGCUCGUGAUUGCACCGAGCCUCGCAAGGCCAUUGGAGCUUGUUUCAACUGUGGUGAAGAAGGAAUGCACCAAACCUCGCGUUUUCAAGGGAGCGUGUCGAAUCUGCGAUAAGGAAGGUCAUCCUGCCUCUGAGUGCCCCGAUAAACCGGCGGAUGUCUGCAAGAACUGCAAGCAGGAAGGCCAUAAAACCAUGGACUGCACCCAGAAUCGCAAGUUCGAUCAGCACCACAUCCCAGAUAAGCUUCCAGAGGAAGCAUGGGCGAUUCUUAAGAAGGCCAGCGACGAAAAGGAUCUUGAGGACUUCCGUGAUGGCAUAAAAAUAUACUCCAAGGCAGUUCCGAUGGCAACGUUCGACGAAAUUGAGAGAAAGAUGCGCGAAGAGAACUUCAAAGUGUAUCUCAUUGGCCUCGACAAGGAAAUCGCCGAUUGCCACACUCUGAUUAACCUUCAGGGAAAGCUGAACUGCAAGUUCGUUGUCGGCUAUUACUUCGGUGAUAAACCACAGCGUCCUAACCUCAAAGAGCGCUGGCCACAAUCCUCUGAAGAAAAUUUGAAGCGCCUUGCUGAUGCUGGCAUCCCGCUGGAUCGCCAAAUUCCGAAAUGCGUCAACUGUGGCCAAAUGGGACAUGGAUCGCGUGCAUGUCCGGACGAGCGUUCGGUUGUUGAGAAGGUGGAGGUCAAAUGUGUGAAUUGUAACGGAAUGGGACAUCGUGCUCGCGAUUGCACAGAGAAGCGGAUUGACAAAUUUAGCUGUCGUAACUGCGGGCAACCUGGCCAUCGUUCGUCCGAUUGUACGGAACCGCGUUCAGCUGAGGGGGUGGAAUUUGGCCAUUUUGCUAAGGAUUGCCCUCAGGGUGGUGGAUCCAGGGCUUGUCGCAAUUGCGGCGAGGAGGGCCACAUUUCCAAGGAAUGUGACAAACCGCGCAAUUUGGACACCGUCACCUGUCGCAACUGUGAAGAAGUCGGCCAUUACUCUCGCGACUGCACCAAAAAGAAGGAUUGGACCAAAGUUCAAUGCAACAAUUGCAAAGAGAUGGGCCAUACCGUCCGGCGCUGCCCCAAGCCAGUGGAAGGAGAAAAUGCAGGUGAUGGUUUUGGCGACUACGGCUUCGGCAAUAACCCAGGAUAUGAUGAUAUGGGCGGAUCCCGGAAAGAUGAUGGGGCGUUCCCAGAGAGCACUCCGAGCUGGAUGAAUGCUGGCGAUGGCGGCACCACAGUCCCCACCUGGUAG
This is a messenger RNA of Histoplasma capsulatum G186AR, 1398 nucleotides long. RefSeq lists its product as uncharacterized. The coding region runs from base 1 to 1398 and encodes 465 amino acids. The transcript is spliced from 13 exons. NCBI's taxonomy places the organism in Eukaryota, Fungi, Ascomycota, Eurotiomycetes, Onygenales, Ajellomycetaceae. The record is from RefSeq and is a predicted model, not a curated record. Gene Ontology annotation, molecular function: zinc ion binding; nucleic acid binding.